GUUUGGUUGCCGGGAGAUUUGGUCGGGGUUGGAAAUUCCCGGCUUCAGAAACUUGUGAUACUUAUAUUAGGCAGUCGGAGCUCUCACAUCAUCAGUCUAGUUUCAUCUACUCUAGGAUGAGAACUCUUCUACUUGUUCCCCUCCUGGGACUUUGUUCUACUACCCCUCAGGAUCUGGAUCCUGAAAUUGUUUCUGGAAUAUUUGGAGAUUUACCCCGUGCCGGUGCUUCAGGUUAUGGUGUACAAGAUGAUGGAAACGCUAAAAAUACCAAUAAUCCCUCCGCUGGGACAAUCAAUGCUGUUGUACAAAUUGUCAAAGACACCCCUGCUGAUUAUGUUGAAGAGACUUCUUCUUACACAGAAGGAAUUAAUAAGGCCGUAGUUGAAGUCAACACAGAUUUUAAAAACUGCGCUGAGUACACAGAGAGCCUUGGAUAUGAAUGUGUACCCUAUUAUCAGUGUAGCAAUGGUAGCAUAAUCACUGAUGGAGAAGGUCUUAUUGAUGUUAGAGGAGGGUUUGGAAACUUAAACCCUACUGAUAGCAAAUGUCCUGGUUUCCUUGACGUAUGUUGCAAGGAUCCUGAUUUUAUUCCUCCUCCACCACCUAGAAUAAUCUAUCAACCCAAGUGUGGAAGAAGAAAUGAUGCUGGAGUUGGAGCAAGGAUUCAGGGGUUCACUGAGGGAGAAUCUCAGUUUGGAGAAUGGCCACAUAUGUGUGCUGUCUUACAUGACAAAUUAAGUUUAACUGGAGAAUCUACAAACCUGUACAAGUGUGGAGGAUCCCUUAUUGCUCCAGGUGUUCUCAUUACUGCUGCUCAUUGUAUCAAAGACUUUGUUAAUAGUCCAACCUCACUUAAGAUUCGAUGUGGAGAAUGGGAUACUCAAAAGCAGUCUGAACCUUACAAACACCAAGAUAGAAUUGGUAAAAUAGUUCAAAUUCAUCCUGAAUUUGAUCCCAGAAACUUGGCCAAUGACUUUGCACUUGUGUUCCUGAACCAGGACUUUAUUCUAGACUACCACAUUGACACUGUGUGCUUACCUCAACCAAAUGAGCAGUAUGAUGGUCAAGUAUGCUAUGCCACUGGAUGGGGAAAAGAUAAGUUUGGUGCUGAUGGAGUUUAUCAAGUUGUUCUGAAAGAAGUUGACCUCAGGGUUGUGAAUAAAAUUGAAUGUCAGGAUAAGCUUAGACUGACCCGUCUUGGAAAAAAGUUUCAACUUCAUGAUUCGUUCAUGUGUGCUGGAGGUUCCAAAGGCAAGGAUACAUGCAAGGGAGAUGGAGGAAGUCCUCUUGUCUGCUCCAGAAAAUCUGAUCCAAACACCUAUGACCAGGCUGGAAUUGUUGCCUGGGGUAUUGGCUGUGGUCAAGAUGGAACACCUGGUGUUUAUGCGGAUGUCAGCAAAGCUGUCUGCUGGAUUGACUAUGCCAUGACCUGCCAAUUUGGAAAAACUACUGGAGACUUUAACUCCUACUUUGGAAAUACAAGACAGGCAUGCGGAGCAUGGUUUGAUGCUAAAAUGAAUAAACUGAGGCAGCAAUACCAGGAGUGUCAGGUCAACUGGUUAAAUCCGGGAAAAGAGGCCAUCAAUCAGGGUGGUGAGGGUUCUUAUGUUGACUUGCAAAAUUUUGAGAGAGGAGGUGGAAGCUAUUCAGCAGCAAACACAGCCGAUGUUGUAAAAGCAGCUGAUGGAUAUGUUGAUCCAACUAAAUCAUCUGAUGGUGGUUAUGUUGACCCUGAACAAUUGUCUGCUGGUUAUAUUGAUCCUGCCAAAUCUGCUGAAGGGUAUGUUGACCCUGUCAAAUCUGCUGAAGGAUAUGUUGAUCCUACAAAGUCUGCUGAUAGCUAUGUAGAUCCUACAAAAUCUGCUGCGGAUCACAGUUCUGACAAAACAAAUGAGAGUUUGAACAAUAAUCCUGCUGACUAUGUUCUGGAAACUGAUUUUGAAAAGUCCAAUGUAGAAGUCAACACAGAUUUUGAAAACUGCGCUGAGUACACAGAGAGCCUUGGAUAUGAAUGUGUACCCUAUUAUCAGUGUAGCAAUGGUAGCAUAAUCACUGAUGGAGAAGGUCUUAUUGAUGUUAGAGGAGGGUUUGGAAACUUAAACCCUACUGAUAGCAAAUGUCCUGGUUUCCUUGAUGUAUGUUGCAAGGAUCCUGAUUUUAUUCCUCCUCCUCCACCUAGAAUAAUCUAUCAGCCUAAGUGUGGAAGAAGAAAUGUAGCUGGAGUUGGAGCUAGGAUUCAGGGGUUCACUGAGGGAGAAUCUCAGUUUGGAGAAUGGCCUCACAUGUGUGCUGUAUUGAUUGUUGAAGAACUUGCCGAAGGUGUAACUGGGAAUCUGUACAAAUGUGGGGGGUCCCUAAUAUCUCCUGGAGUUAUUCUUACUGGUGCUCAUUGCGUUGAUGAAUAUAAAGAUAAACCAACUAGUUUAAAAGUAAGAUGUGGAGAAUGGGACACUCAACGAGAGUCAGAGCCCUACCCACACCAAGAUAGAGUAGGAAAAAUUGUCAAAAUUCAUCCAGAGUUUAUUCCCAAAAAUCUCUUUAAUGAUUUUGCACUGAUAUUUCUUGAAUCUGAGUUUAAUCUUAACUUCCAUGUUGACACAGUCUGUUUACCAGAACUUUAUGAGAACUAUAACUUUGAGACCUGCUUUGCAACAGGUUGGGGAAAAGAUCAAUUUUCAGCUGAAGGGGAAUAUCAAGUUGUAUUAAAAGAAAUUGAUCUUGGCAUAGUUAACAACAUUGAUUGUCAGGAACAGUUAAGACAAACCCGUCUUGGAGAAAAUUUUGUGUUGGACGAAUCAUUUAUGUGUGCUGGUGGGGCUGUUGGGAAGGAUACCUGUGAAGGAGAUGGAGGAAGUCCACUUGUGUGUCCUAGAAAGAUGGAUCCUGAAAGAUAUGAUCAGGUUGGAAUAGUUGCCUGGGGUAUUGGGUGUGGAGAGACGGACAUUCCAGGAGUCUAUGCUAGUGUAAGUAAAGCAGUUUGCUGGAUAGAUUAUGCUGUAACUUGUCAAAAUGGUAAUUCUAACGGAGAUUUUAAUUCCUUCUUUGGAAAUACACAAGAUCAGUGUGGAGAUUGGUUUAACAAGAAGUUUGAUGAACUAGACUCUAAGAUUGAGGGGGCAAACCCAGCCUUAGCAAAUGUUUUCUCAAAUAUCCGACAACAGUAUCAAGAGUGUGAUGUUUUCUGGAACCCAACCAAAGACCACUUAGGCUCAGAUUCAGGGAUUGGAGUAGGGAAAGAUGCAGGCUCUCCUGUUCAGGAAAAUGGAGGAGAUGAAGAUGAAACUGAUUCAAAUCCGUAUUAACCACUUAAUCAAAAUAAUUUAAGAAAACUUUCCACAUGUAUUGUAAAAACUGCCCAAUAAAAAUCCAGACAAUAUUAA
Eurytemora carolleeae is the source of this 3380-nucleotide messenger RNA. RefSeq lists its product as uncharacterized. Bases 117 to 3302 code for a protein of 1061 amino acids. Gene Ontology annotation, molecular function: serine-type endopeptidase activity. The transcript is spliced from 2 exons. NCBI's taxonomy places the organism in Eukaryota, Metazoa, Arthropoda, Copepoda, Calanoida, Temoridae. Gene Ontology annotation, biological process: proteolysis. The record is from RefSeq and is a predicted model, not a curated record.